AUGGCUGCCUCCCCACAACUAAUCAAUGACUGUCGCGUCUCUGAUGAUUAUUUGAUAGCCAACAUUGUCCGAAUAUAUAAAAGCCUCUGCGAGCUUGAGUGCCUCAAGCCUUCCAUGCAUGUCAAUGGCCUGUUCACUCAAUUGGUGAAGUUGUGCACCCUUCCAUCUUCCAUAGACAUCAAACUCUUGUCCAUUGAGCUGCAGCAAAUCCGGCAGGAUCUGAUAGGCAUAUGUGCACGCGCAGAAGGCCUUCUCGAGCUCGAGUUCUCCACACUGCUAUCGAAGAUCCCCCGGCCGUUGAACUGUCUCCAUCUGUUCCCUUACUACUCCAACUACAUCGAACUCGCCGGCCUGGAAUACAAGCUCCUGACCGACCAUGGCCUGUUGCAGCCCAAGCGCGUCGCCUUCGUAGGCUCUGGUCCCAUGCCUCUGACAUCCAUAGUUCUGGCUACCCAACAUAUGCUGUCAACUUAUUUUGCUAACUAUGAUCUUGAUGCAUCUGCAAAUGAUAUGGCGCAGCUCCUGGUCUCGACAGACCAAGAUCUGGCAAGGAGGAUGGCAUUCAGGAGCUGUGAUAUAAGGAAUGCCAGGGAAGAGCUUGCAGAAUUCGACUGCAUAUUUUUAGCUGCAUUGGUGGGAAUGACCAAGGAUGAGAAGGUGAAGAUUCUGAGGCACAUAGGCAAGUACAUGAAGGCUGGUGGAUUCCUACUCGUGAGGAGUGCAAAUGGAGCUAGAGCCUUCCUGUAUCCGGUGGUUGAGGACGCAGACUUGUCCUCCUUUCGAAUUCUUCAGGUUUUCCAUCCUACCAAUGAUGUUAUUAAUUCAAUAAUUGUUGCCCAAAAGCCCCUUAGUUCAGAUCAAUUAUGUGAUGGCCAGUGA
Molecule: messenger RNA, 879 nt
Organism: Nymphaea colorata (pocket water lily)
Lineage: Eukaryota; Viridiplantae; Streptophyta; Magnoliopsida; Nymphaeales; Nymphaeaceae
Product: nicotianamine synthase-like
Exons: 1
Coding region: 1-879 (292 amino acids)
Biological process (GO): nicotianamine biosynthetic process
Molecular function (GO): nicotianamine synthase activity
Source: RefSeq, a predicted model, not a curated record